Messenger RNA from Microplitis demolitor, 1212 nucleotides. RefSeq names its product ribonuclease P protein subunit p40. Gene Ontology annotation, cellular component: ribonuclease MRP complex; multimeric ribonuclease P complex. NCBI's taxonomy places the organism in Eukaryota, Metazoa, Arthropoda, Insecta, Hymenoptera, Braconidae. Bases 136 to 1206 code for a protein of 356 amino acids. Gene Ontology annotation, biological process: tRNA 3'-end processing; endonucleolytic cleavage in ITS1 to separate SSU-rRNA from 5.8S rRNA and LSU-rRNA from tricistronic rRNA transcript (SSU-rRNA, 5.8S rRNA, LSU-rRNA); tRNA 5'-leader removal. Gene Ontology annotation, molecular function: ribonuclease P activity; ribonuclease MRP activity. The transcript has 6 exons. The record is from RefSeq and is a predicted model, not a curated record.
UCUUGGUCUUGAUCUUGGUCUUGGCUCAGUCUUGUUCUGGUCAUACAUAUUUAUCAAUACUUUAUGUAUACAUGUAUAUAUAUUUUUGUUUAAAUAAAUAUAUGUGGAUCCAUUUAAUAAAAAAGUAUCAUAUCAAUGUUUUCACAAGCGAGUAAUUCAAAAGUACCUCGAGUUCUAAAAACAAUAACUAAUUAUUCAAAUGAUCAGAAGGUUAAAACAAACCAAGACAAAGUACCAGUUACUAUUGCAGAUCAUUAUUAUAAUAAUUUAAUAUCUGUUGUCUUGCCUGAUUUUAAAGACAUACCUGUUAAUCUUGAUCGUGCUAUUGUCGAGGAUACUGAUUACUAUAAAAUUAUAGAGUUACCAGUUCAUGAGCUGAUUAAUCAGGAAUUUAUUGAGGCUUUUGUUAAAAAAGGUGAACUGACAUUACUAUCAUCAGACAAGAAUCUAAGUACUGAGAACUGCAUCUCAAUAACACCAACCGGGUAUUUAAUAUUAUCACUCCUAGCAGCUGAUUAUCAAGAGCUAGGAUUAGAAGGUUCCCCAACAUUUUUUUCCCGGCAGCCGACACGCUUCAUUAUCAAGAUAAAUUUAAAAGAAGAUUCAUUUGUGCCAGGAAAAAAUAAAUAUGAACGUGUUAAAAAAUGUUUGGAAAAUAAUUUUAAACAUAAAUUUGAUGUUAUUUUAUCAUGGGAUCCACCAGAAGAUAAAUUAUGCCCAUCAUCAGUAGCAUUAUGGUUUCAUAAUCAUGGCUACAAAACAUUUUUAUGCCAUGUAAAAUCCACCAAACGUUUGAAUACAUCAGUAAAUAUUCCUCUUGCCUCAGAUAAUUUAUUUGAUUGGAUAAAAAUCUUCAGCACCAGCAACUCAGACAAUUCAAUAAAUACAUCUAGUGCAAUUAAAUCCGUAACAGUAAUAAAAGAUGUUUCAUACAUUGAGUAUCGUGGAUUUUUUACAAGGUCAAGAGUAAUUAAAAUAUUAAAUCUCUUAAAAGAAUUUAUGAAUUCGAACAACAGUACAGACGUAUCUGAAUGGGGAAGUUUACAUGUACAAGGUUUUGAUAACAGUCCAGUAAGUUGGGGUUUAAAAGAGCAUGCAGUUAUUGACAACGACGGUACUAAUAAUUAUACAAUUAUUUUAAAAUCAAACGGGAAUUUAAGUAUACAAAAAUGUCUAAGUUCGAAUCGUCGGCCUAAAAAUAAAUAAAUUUUU